Messenger RNA from Branchiostoma belcheri (Belcher's lancelet), 2080 nucleotides. Its product is annotated as tripartite motif-containing protein 2-like. The record is from RefSeq and is a predicted model, not a curated record. The transcript has a single exon. Gene Ontology annotation, molecular function: zinc ion binding; protein binding; translation repressor activity. Lineage: Eukaryota; Metazoa; Chordata; Leptocardii; Amphioxiformes; Branchiostomatidae. Bases 21 to 1856 code for a protein of 611 amino acids. Gene Ontology annotation, biological process: protein polyubiquitination; negative regulation of translation; proteasome-mediated ubiquitin-dependent protein catabolic process.
CAUAUGCAGGAAACAAAGUCAUGGCGGCUGCACUGACAACUUUAGAGACACAAUUCUCUGAAGAACUGUCCUGCAGCAUCUGCCUGGAGCUGUUCACCAGGCCCAAGAUGCUGCCCUGUCAGCACACCUUCUGUCAGGACUGUCUACAGGACCAUGCAGGGAGGGGAGGGACCUUCCGGUGCCCAAACUGUCGUCGUCAGGUCUUGCUGCCACCCCAGGGGGUCGCAGGUUUGCCAGACAAUCGCAUUGUGGCCAACAUGUGUGAAAAAAUGCAAGACCAGGCAAAAAUGAAACCACCUCAGUCUGGAAACAGGUGCAGCUAUCACCCGUCAGAGGAAGUCAAGCUCUAUUGUAAACAGUGUUACUUGCCAGUCUGUACUGAGUGUUGUGAAGAAAGCCAUGAUGGACAUCCAACCACAGGCCUUAAAAAAGCUGCACAGGAAAGGGGGUCAGUCCAGGCCUUGAUCAAUGAGGGGAGGAACAUUCUGGAAGGUUACUGUGGCUUCCUCGAAGGACUUGGGGAAAAAGAGAAAACCCUGAAUGAACAGAAACAACAGAGAGACAACAACAUCAUUCAGGCUUAUAACCAAACAAUGCAGACAAUGGCACAAAAACUUACAGAGAGAAAAGACCUCCUCUUGUCUGAAUCACAGCAAAAUCACAGCCAGAAUUUGGAAGAAAUACAGAUUGCAAGACUCGGAGUGUUGGCAGAUGCCAAUGAACUGUCUGCUGCCUGUGAUCAAGCAGAACAAGAAAUGGAGAAGGAAGGGCUUGCAUUUCUUAGUCAGCAAACCGCUUUGGCAGAGGUAGUAGGAAAGUACAGAGGAAAAGCAGCACCAACUCCUGUACAACACCAGCCUGCUGUCUUUGAGCCCACAGACACCCCAAUGCCAGUAUUGGGACAUGUGACGGUCCAGUCUCUCCCAUCUGCACCAAUCCCAGCAGCACCUGCAGCAAGGGGCACAAAUCAUCACCAUCCACCUAACCAAAGGCGAGGGGAGCAUCAGCCUCAGAGGGUGACAUUUGGCAGAGAGGGAUCAGGAACAGGGCAGUUUCAGGGUCCACGUGGUGUUACAGUGUCAGAUGAAGGGAAGAUCUUUGUAGCAGAUAGGUGGAACUACAGAAUCCAAGUCUUCACCCUGCAAGGAACAUUUGUCCACCAGUUCCCAACAGUCGUGUCAGGUGCACAGAAGAUGUACCCACGUGAUGUGGCCAUGGACGGGGAGGGGAACCUGUGGGUGGUGGGGAGUAAAGGCUCUGCUGAGUUUGCCGUGCAAUACACCAAACAGGGCAGGGUGCUGAGGAAGUUUGACCUACAGAAGUCAAGGUUGGACAGAGGAGUUGCCGUGAACACCAGAAAGAACCACAUCCUCAUCACACAAACUACAGGAAACCCAAACAACAGACAUGGCGAAGUGCAGGUGUUCAGGCCAGAUGGGAAACUUGUGAAAACUGUCGGGGGGAAAUUUAAGAACUUUGUACGUAGGCGGCAAGGGAUGAAGCACCCAGGGUACAUCACAGUAGACAGGGAAGGGAAGUUUCUUGUGUCAGAUGGUGACAGUAACUGUGUUUUUUUGUAUGACGAAGACAGACAGAUUCAGUUCCAGUUUGGAGGUGAGGGCCGUGGUGAAGGUCAGCUGAGGUAUCCCCGUGGCAUCUGUACAGACAGUGCAGGUAACAUCAUCGUGGCAGACGGGGGAAACAGACGUGUGGAGAUGUUUGACAAGACAGGAACAUUCCUCAAACACAUUGCUACAGACAUGGAGAGUCCACAGGCUGUUGCCAUGGCAACACAAGGACAGCUGGUGGUGACUGAUAAUAGGAACCAAACAGUCACCAUAUUUCAAAACUACUGAAGCUAACUAGAUGUAGGACACCACAAUGCAACGAAUAUGCAGUCAUGUGUAAAUUAACUUGACAAUCCUACUGGGCAAUGAUUAUUGACUAAACAUUCGUGGUUAACUAGAAGUGUUCCACAACCUCAAUACAUGUAGCUUCGCCAAAUAAUGUUAACCUUAAGUUUUUGACUGACAAUUACAAAUUUUAUGUUUCUCAUAGUUGCAAGCAACAUCAUGUUCAC